Rhipicephalus microplus (southern cattle tick) is the source of this 1758-nucleotide messenger RNA. RefSeq lists its product as uncharacterized. The record is from RefSeq and is a predicted model, not a curated record. NCBI's taxonomy places the organism in Eukaryota, Metazoa, Arthropoda, Arachnida, Ixodida, Ixodidae.
AUGGGCUGCUCGAAAGGGACCAGGCUUGCGGCAGGGGAUGGUGCCGGCGAACCGGGGACAGAGGCUGAGCCCACGGACGUGGACGAACCGCUGGUAGACUCGUACACGAAGGCAGCCGGUUCGCUGAUCGACGCGGGCGAAGAGGCCGCCGACCCAGCGGCCGGAGACGACGAGGGCCGCACAGAAUGUGCGGCAUCAGAAGGCGCUAAGCCUCGGAGGCGUCGCGAAGCCCGGGACGCUGCAGGCGGCGGGGAACCCGAGGACGACGAAGAAGUGGUGGUAGAGCUGCUGACGUGGCGCACAUGCCGGGCAGGCGUGCACGCACGAGCGGCGGCAGAAAGCCCAGCCUGGUCGACGUGGCAUCACAGGACGGUGAGCAGUGAUGAAGGCAGCGGUGACCACGUCAUCGACCACAAGGACGACGCCUACGACGAAGGCGGCGAUCCGGGCAGCAGUGAAAGCAGCAGCCAGAGUGAAGAGGAAGAGGCAGUUGGGCGAGUGUUUGGCAAUCCACUGGAGGACGACAACGAUGACGAGGCGGAAAUGAGCGACGACGACGGCGACGAGGUCGUCAAGCAGAAGACUUCAUCCUCCACGCCCUCGCCGUUGCCCUCGAAGGCUCACCGACGCACCGAGCGGUCGGUGCCCGUGACCGGAACGCUGCUUCCUCCUCCUCGCAGGCCGUGGAAAGAGCAUGGGAAGGAUUUCGGCCUGCUAGUUCCCGAGGACCGUUGGUCAAAGCAUGUGGCGGCCAAGCGACGCGAGGCUCAACUCAUUCGCCGUAACCUUCAGGACCAGCUGAGGAUGAAGGCGCUGCAGUGGAGGCAGAAGGAAAACCACUUCCACCGGCGCUACAAGCCAGCGAUUCCAGCUGGAACCAUCUAACCGCUCGCACAUGUGUGUGCUUAAACUUUGUACUGAUCCCAAAUACACCCGAAAGGGUGCCAAAACGGUGCUGCUGAUACCCUUCACAGCAGCACACCACCAAACUUCACGAUUUGGCAUCUUUACUUACGCAUUUUCGUUACAAGACCGUAAUCAUGACCACUUGUGCUGGGCAUGCCCUUUCUUUGCUGCAGCAUUUUUGUGUUCCCCUUCAAUCAAAGUACUACACUGCUGCUUGCCAUAGCACUGCUAUGAGAUCCUAAGCUCCAACUCGACGCACUUUGUUUUUUCACUAAGUGUAGAAUCAUCAUCACUUGAGUGAAAGAGAUGCUGCCUUUCAGAUGUACCGACAAUUCCAAAGAUUCCAAGAUGCUUGAUAGGCGUUAUCUCCAGUGCUUGCAAGCGAACGCUGACCGCAGUUGGUAUCAAAAACAUGAUGCGAGAAAUGUUGGGCGUUCUGAUAAACGUGCACUGAUCAUUUCAGCCCCAUGCAGAAGAGAUACCUACUGUAUGUAUACCAAGGUUGAGCAUUCAAUGAAGGAUUGUUGAAGACAAUGGAUGUUAGCAUACGGAUGAUGGCAAAGCAUUUGCUGCUGAGGGAGCAGCACGAAAGAAGCUGAAGAAAGGCAGCUUUACUAGAAAGUCAACUUUUGUAGCGUGAAAAAACAGCAACCAUCAGUAACAUGUGUUGAUGCUUAUUAUGACCAUUGUUCAUAGCACGAAGAGCUUGCACUGUAGUGCAUUCCUCUACACCAAUAAAGACUAGCAAAGCGGUAUCAUUGUAAUGCACUUCCCAAUAGAAUGCCUGGCAGCCUUCGUGCCAUGUUUUAUUAUGUAGCUUAAUGUUAACAGUAUACCAUAAAGUAUACAGAG